Molecule: messenger RNA, 1855 nt
Organism: Echinops telfairi (small Madagascar hedgehog)
Lineage: Eukaryota; Metazoa; Chordata; Mammalia; Afrosoricida; Tenrecidae
Product: melanoma-associated antigen B16-like
Exons: 2
Coding region: 263-1327 (354 amino acids)
Biological process (GO): negative regulation of transcription by RNA polymerase II
Cellular component (GO): nucleus
Source: RefSeq, a predicted model, not a curated record
CAAAAGAGAGUGCGUGUGUGCCAUCAGCCCCGCCCCUGGAGCUAGCCAAUGGAGAACUCGACAGCAAAGGUCAGAGGGUGCUUCCGCUAACUUCCACACCGGAAAUCCCUGAGCAAGAGCUUGGUCUGCAGGCUGCGCCAUCUCUUCGGCACAAAGGGAGACUCUCCACAGGUUCCACAGGCUCGCGGUGUUCAAGGUUGUGGGCUUGCUGUUUCCUCUCUUCUGCCCAAACGCGCAUCUGCUGCUACCUACAUAAGUCAUCAUGCCUGUUAAAAAAAAGAUCCCUCGCUUCAGUCCUAAGCAACCCCUCUCUGUGUCCACGGAAGGCCAGGACACAAGCAAUCUCGUAUUACCUGAGCUUUUGGAGGAAGACUCUUCUUCCUGCUCUUCUCCAACUCCCAGCAACGGAGACAAGGCCACAGAGAAGACUUCCCUCAAGGAGACCGCUGCGGAGGAGACUUCUGCUGUAGAAAAGCCCAGUACUUCCCAGAGCCUUCAGAGUGAGCAUGAGGUUUCCUCUUCAACUGAAGACACUGAAGAGGGCAGCUCUGAUGACGACAGCGACGGCCUGACCCCGCUGGAUGUUGAAAAAUUGUCUGGGUCACCUAUCAGAGAGAAAGCGUCUUUAUUGGCGAGAUAUCUGCUGCUCAAGUAUCGAAUUAAAGAGCCAGUCACCCUGGAAGACAUGCUGAAUACUGUCAUCAAAGAGUAUAAAGAUCACUUCCCCGAGAUCCUGCAGAAAGCCCAAGAAUGCUUGGAGAUGCUAUUUGGCCUUGAAGUGUUGGAAGUAGACACCAUCCACCACUGUUACACGGUCUGCAUGACACUAGGCCUCACCUACGAUGGCUUGCUGAGGGAAGUAGAAGGCAUGCCGAAGACUGGCAUCCUGAUUAUUGUCUUGGGUGUGAUCUUCCUCAACCGUAACAGUGCCACUGAAAAGCAAGUGUGGGAGGUGAUGAAUACGAUGGGCAUCUAUGCUGGGCAGAAGCACUUCAUCUGUGGGAAACCAGAGGAUUUCCUCACCGGAGAGCUGGUUCAGCAAAAAUAUGUGGAGUAUCGGCAGCUGCCUAACACUAACCCUCCACGUUACAAGUUUGUGUGGGGUCCAAGAGCCUUCGCUGAAGUCAACAAGCUGCAGCUCCUCCAGUUUCUGUUAAAAGCUUAUGCACGUAGCCCAGGUUCUUUCCCAAUUACGUUUGUAGUGGCUCUGAAAGUGGAGAAAGAAAGAGCCCAAGGUCUAGCUGCAGCCAGCGUUGACGCUAGUGCCACCACCGUGUCCUUGGAGAGUUCCGGUGCCACUUCCAGCAGCUGCUUCCAACCCCAGUGAGGUCUCAGGCAGAUUCUUCACUUUAGGUUGGAAACCCUUUCUAAGUAGUGGUGGGUGGAGCUGGCAUGGGAAUGAAUAGUGUACUUACCCAUGUUUUCCUGUUGUAUAUGGGUAGCUUGGAGAUUUAGCCUUUGUUGGGGUCAGUAUUCAAAUGUUGCCUUUCAUAUAGCGGUUAAGUAGCUUUAGAAUCUAAGUGUUUGUGUGGUCUGUUUCACACAUUUACUGCUGUUUAAUAUGUUUAAGGGUAAGAGCUUUGCUAUUUUGUUAAACCAUUGUAAAACCACUUCUACUCUGAUCUGGGACAAAAUAGAAUAGCAUGUAGAUGGGUUGGUUGUUAGACCUGUAAAAGACUCCGCAUUCAAAAUGCUGAGAUAAAUCAACUAAAAUGUAAAAGAUGGACAGUUUAGGGUUGUCUUUUUCCCUCCUAAUACUUUGUUUUUAAAAAUUCAAAGAUCAGUACCUGGAUUUGCUUAGCUUAUUCAAGAAUGUAAGAUAAUAUUGACUUUAAUAAAGGAGACUUCUUACUGA